CUCCACUACGGGUGCGAUAUCUAUGUGACGGUUGGGACGGAAGAGAAAAAGCAAUUCCUUGUGAAGGAGUAUAACAUUCCUGUGAACCGGAUAUUCAACUCAAGAGAUAUUCUCUUCAAGAAUCACGUCAUGAAAGCGACGAAAGGACGCGGAGUUGAUAUCGUACUGAACUCCCUGUCCGGCGACAAACUGGACGCUAGCUAUCAAUGUGUGGCAAAUAACGGCCGGUUCGUAGAGUUGGGACGUUUUGAUAUGAUUCAGAACAAACAGAUCGGAAUGUUUGACUUCACGAAAAAUAUCCAAUUCAUUGGUAUUGUCUUCGAUAUGGUUGUACUCCUCGACGGCAAGCAUUUCUUUCCAGAGUUUUACGAUUGGGUUCACAAGAACUCGAAGAAUGGAUGCGUUAAACCAAUCAAUUAUACGGUGUUUAAGGCGUCGGAGGCCGAGAAGGCGUUCCGAUUCAUGACAACCGGUAAACACAUCGGGAAAGUAGUCUUGAAAAUGAGAGACGAAGAGAUGGAUAGACAGCCACUGAAAGCCAUUAAACCGGCCGUCGAUAUGGUGUCUAAUAUUAAGACAUUCUUCGAUCCAAACAAAGUCUAUAUAAUAACCGGUGGUUUGGGAGGGAUGGUAAAGUUUUUUGAGUCCCAAUGGAUUGUCUCGACUGCCGAUGGGUUUACUAUUAAAGGCAUACAACAACUCCUAAAAGAGGCCCAAAUGUUGGGACCCAUUGGAGGGGUAUUUCAUUUGGCGCUUGAAUUAAACGACUGUUUGAUAGAGAAGUUAACAUUUGAUAAGUUUUGUUCGUCUAUUGAUACCAAACAUAAAAUAUUCACGAAUUUGGAUCAAUUGACCCGAAAAUUGGACUAUAAAUUGGAUUAUUUUGUCGUAUUCUCAUCGGUAUCGUGUGGUAAAGGAAAUGCCGGUCAGACUAACUAUGGGUUUGGGAACUCCAUAUGUGAACGCAUUUGCGAAGUGAGGCGCAGGGAUGGACUGCACGGACUGGCCAUACAGUGGGGACCCAUCGGUGAUGUGGGAGCUCUCGAGCAUUCCGAUCAGAUUCUGUCGCUCACCUCAUAUAAGAAACAGCGAAUCAACUCGUGUUUCGAGAUUAAAGCUGACAAACAACAGGAAUCGGGAGAUAAGGAAAAGCGAAUGAUCACAGAGUUAUGGCGGGCACUGGGCAUCGACCCCGACUCCACCCCCGAUCACCUAACCCUGGGUGAGAUUGGGUUGGAGUCCAUGUUUGCCAUAGAGUUUCAACAGGGAAUGGAAAAGGAGUGGAAUAUGAAGUUUACUCUCAAUCACAUUAAGAGCAUUACGAUCGGUAUGCUAAAAGACUACCAGGAUGGUAAAUUGAGUAAGGUACAAAAGCACAUGAAGGAGAUUAAAAAGGGCAGGGCUAUGCUGCUGAAACAGAAGUACAUUAUACCUACCGAUCCUAUUGUAGCGCUUAAUAGUGUGACGAAGGGAAGGCCGGUUUAUCUGAUGCCAACCCUAUCGUUAAAUUUUGCAAUGUUUGAAGAGUUGGCACAAAAGUUAAACCGACCGGUGAUUGGCCUUAAUUGGACCCGCGAAGUGUGCCAACUGUCCACUCUUAAAGAGGUUGGCCAUCAUUAUUUCAAUCUACUGAAACACAUUGAGCCAAAAGGGAGGUACGAUGUGGUGGGCUAUUUGGACACUGCCCUCAUUUGCGGUAAAUUACUAGUGAAAGGGAUGGCAGAUAAGGUGGUUAUCGUUGACCUGAUAAACGAUGUUCACUAUUGCGAUGAGGAGUUGACCGAUGAUAUGGUGAUGGAGUUUAUUAUAACUAUAAUGUCGGGCAGUAUUCCCAAAGCAUUUAAAGACAAAAUAAUACGCGAAAUGAAAAAGGAAAUGGAUGUUAAGGCUAAGGUUAAGGUAUGGGUGAACGAGAUCGUGGACUUCGCCGGCAAAGGACUGGUGGCCACAGAUAUGGAGGAAAUGUUUCACAUAAUGAUAGCCCGGAUUCAUAUGGAGGAAAUGUUUCACAUAAUGAUAGCCCGGAUUCGUAUGCUAUCGGAGUAUAGACUCAAUAAACGCAAGAAGUUUUCAAAUCGACUGAAACUCGCGAUCGCAAAGAAAUGGGCGAAAAGGACGGGGAAAUUGGUUUUGAUUAAACCGGUUAACAUUGAGACUAUUGAUGACCUGGAUAGCGUUAUGGAGAAAUCGCGUGAUGUAUACUUUUUGCCUGGAUCAAAGGAUGAAAACAAUAACAUUCAACUGGAAAGUGUCGAUACCCAGAGUACCAUAGACUUAAUGGCUCAAGAGAUAAUGGACAAAAUUAGCAUGACACUUAAAUAA
Messenger RNA from Oppiella nova, 2322 nucleotides. The record is from the annotation of a GenBank genome assembly. Lineage: Eukaryota; Metazoa; Arthropoda; Arachnida; Sarcoptiformes; Oppiidae.